This is a messenger RNA of Oryza brachyantha (malo sina), 1373 nucleotides long. RefSeq names its product probable membrane-associated kinase regulator 4. Gene Ontology annotation, cellular component: plasma membrane. Gene Ontology annotation, molecular function: kinase inhibitor activity. The transcript has a single exon. The record is from RefSeq and is a predicted model, not a curated record. Lineage: Eukaryota; Viridiplantae; Streptophyta; Magnoliopsida; Poales; Poaceae. The coding region runs from base 32 to 1180 and encodes 382 amino acids.
UCCAGCUCCGGAGCCACGAGCUCACUUGGCAAUGGCGAGCAAGCAGCAGCUGGUACAGGAGGCGACGCAGGAGGAGGAGUACAUCGACAUGGACCUGACGAGCGCGGCGUCGGCGGCGGCGGCGCCGGGCGAGUUCGAGUUCCACUUCCACAUGUCGGGGCCGCUGGGCCGCGGGUGGGAGCAGGAGUCGCUGGCGUCGCCGGCGGACGAGCUGUUCUACAAGGGGAAGCUGCUGCCGCUGCACCUGCCGCCGCGGAUACAGAUGGUCGAGGAGCUGCUCGACGGCCGCGUCGGCGUCGGCGUCGGCGGCGGAGGAAGGGGCGGGCGGCGGGCCCUUGGCAUAAGCACGGCGCCGGCGACGCCGUACGAUUCGUGCACCGCGUCGCCGGCGAACUCGUGCUACGCCAGCGGGGAGCUCAACGUGGAGGAGUACUUCCAGGAGUACGCGGCAAGGCUGGCCGACGCCGCCGCCGCGGCCUGCGAGAAGAAGCCGUGGUCCAGGAAGCUGAGGUUCAUGAGGCAGCUCAACCUCGGGCACAAGCUCAAGGCGUCGAAAGCUUACAUCAAGACGAUCUUCGCCGCCAAACCGGGGAGCUCCGGCGACGACAAGGGCGCCGUUCUUGGUGGAGCGACGAGAGAAGCUAAAGAGCUCUCCCAUGUCAAUGGCCAUGGCCACCACCACCACAGGGCGUGGAGGAGGAACCCGUUUGGCCAGACGAGAAGCAACAGGUGCAUCGCCUCACAGAGCGCUGCCGCCGCCGCCGCCGGCGGCGGCGGAGUAGGGAAGCCCAGAGAACGCGAGCACGGCCACAGGAGGUCCUUCUCCAGCGUCAUCGUCCGUUACUCGGCGUCGAACAAGACGUCCCCUUCGCCGCCGCCGUCGUGCUCCUCCUCGUCGUCCUCGUCCUCGUCGAAAUCCUUCACCUCCUCCUCCUCGGUGCGGAGCUCGAGCGACUCCGACGGCGGCGCCGCGCCGGCGCUGCGGAGGAGCAGCAGCGCGAGCUCGGAGGUGGAGAACCCCAUCCAGGGGCUGAUCGCCUACUGCAAGAAGUCGCAGCAGCUGGCGUCGGUGAGGAAGAGCGCCAGCGACGCCGGGUUCCGGUUCCUCUCGUCGGCGGCGUCCAAGAUCGCCGCGGAAUCCGACGGCCUUGAGGAGCUCGUCGAGAUUUGCAGAGCGUGAGUGUGAUGAAUGUACAAUGACGCGAUGGAUUUCUGAAAGUUUUGUAAAACUGAAAAAGAAAAAAAAAACGUGUUUCUGAACACCCUGUGUCAUGAUGAGCUUGUUCAAUCAAAUGAAUGGCCUCUGAACUUUUCGUCGUAGAUCAUCUUCAGAAUUCAGCAAUCAGUCUAUUAUCCGAUCAUGAUGCAGAUAG